AUGAGUGUAAAAAGAACAAAACAAAAUGAUGAAGAUGAAGAACUACUUCAUCUCACUAAAUUACUAUCACAGAUACAUAAGGAAUACUUUAGUACCAGUGAAAAUAGUAUUAUUGAGAUAUUAAAGAAUAAAAAAAAGAUAUUUACAGGUAUUUCUUUUUACGCUUCUAACACUACAUUUAAAAAGAAAAUAGAAGAUUAUGGUGGUGUGUUGACAGAUGAUAUUACAAAAUGUACUUAUGUUUUAACUCAUAAGACUAAUAAAGUUAAUAUUAAUACAUAUGAAUUGUAUAAAUCAGUAGUGCUUGAUGAAGUUUAUAUUUUUGAAUGUAUAUAUAGACUUAAAAAGCUUAAUGUAGAGAACUAUAUUCUUUAUGACUUCAGCGGAGAUGAGAAAUUGAUUAGUGAAUUAUUUAUAGAGUAA
Molecule: messenger RNA, 423 nt
Organism: Vairimorpha ceranae
Lineage: Eukaryota; Fungi; Microsporidia; Nosematidae
Exons: 1
Coding region: 1-423 (140 amino acids)
Source: RefSeq, a predicted model, not a curated record